Molecule: messenger RNA, 909 nt
Organism: Debaryomyces fabryi
Lineage: Eukaryota; Fungi; Ascomycota; Pichiomycetes; Serinales; Debaryomycetaceae
Gene: ARG11
Product: Arg11p
Exons: 1
Coding region: 1-909 (302 amino acids)
Biological process (GO): mitochondrial L-ornithine transmembrane transport
Molecular function (GO): L-ornithine transmembrane transporter activity
Source: RefSeq, a predicted model, not a curated record
AUGUCUGAUAAUCAUGUAAAUCCUUGGAAAGAGAUAUCCUUUGGUUCCAUAGCUGGAAUGUGUGGUAAAAUCAUUGAGUUUCCGUUCGAUACUAUCAAAGUGAGAUUGCAAUCAUCAUCACAGUUUUCACAUUUAUCUGCGAUUGGCACCAUCAAAUAUACCUACCAACACGAAGGUUUCAGAAAAGGUUUUUACCAAGGAUUAAAUGCCCCUUUGCUCGGUGCUUGCUUGGAGAGUGCGGUGUUGUUUUACUCUUAUAACCUAUCAACAGCUACAUUCAUUGACCUUUAUAAAGCAAAUUUAGGUAUAAACUAUACCCAAGAGACGGUACCGUUAUGGAGCAAAUGUUUUAGUGGAGGGAUAGCUGGGUUUGUGGCAUCGUUUGUAUUGACCCCCAUAGAAUUAGUUAAAUGUAAGUUGCAAGUUACCAACUUAACAUCCACGAAAUCGUUAUCAUCUCCUAAUUUAUAUUCCGCCAUUAUUAAGCAAGUGAUCAAGCAUGAUGGGUUUUCUGGUUUAUGGCAUGGUCUAUCAAGUACAUUGGUUAGAGAAGUUGGUGGAACCGCAGUUUGGUUUGGUACCUACGAAUACACUAAUGGACUCUUCCGUAGAGUAAGCCGAAAUAAUGAAUUAAGCGAUAUUAAUUUAUUGAUCAGCGGUGCAUUAGCAGGUGUUGUAUUCAACUUAUCGGCUUUUCCAGCUGAUACAAUUAAAUCAAAUAUCCAGACUUUUGAUAUUUUACAUAAAGAUCACGCAGGUUCCAGCUUUAUGAAAAUGGGUAGACUACUUCUUAGCAGGCCAGGAGGUAUUAAGAAUCUCUACAAAGGCUUGAACAUAACGUUAUUAAAGGCAAUUCCAGCAAAUGCAUUAAUUUUUUACGUAUAUGAAGUUUUGAAACGGAACUUCUAA